This is a messenger RNA of Neomonachus schauinslandi (Hawaiian monk seal), 375 nucleotides long. RefSeq names its product transmembrane protein 230-like. The record is from RefSeq and is a predicted model, not a curated record. The coding region runs from base 13 to 375 and encodes 120 amino acids. NCBI's taxonomy places the organism in Eukaryota, Metazoa, Chordata, Mammalia, Carnivora, Phocidae. Gene Ontology annotation, cellular component: synaptic vesicle; endomembrane system. The transcript has a single exon. Gene Ontology annotation, biological process: synaptic vesicle transport.
UGUCAGUGGGUUAUGAUGCCGUCUCGUACCAACCUGGCUACUGGAAUCCCCAGUUGUAAAGUGAAAUACUCAAGGCUCUCCAGCACAGACGAUGGCUACAUUGACCUUCAGUUUAAGAAGAGCCCUCCUAAGAUCCCAUCUAAGGCCACUGCGCUUGCUACAGUGCUGUUUUUGUUUGGUGCCUUUCUCAUAAUCAUAGGCUCCCUCCUGCUGCCUGGCUAUAUCAGCAAAGGGGGGGCAGACUGGGCCGUUCCCGUCCUGAUCAUUGGCAUCCUGGUGUUCCUGCCAGGAUUUUACCACCUGCGAAUCGCCUACUAUGCAUCUAAAGGCUACCGGGGUUACUCCCACGAUGACAUUCCAGAUCUUGAUGACUAG